AUGCUCUACGAACCCGGAAAAUCACCACACAACCUCCCCCACGACCCCUUCAAAGCCUGCGUGAUCCCCCGACCGAUAGGAUGGAUCUCGACCAUAUCGGCAGACGACCCAAGCGUGCACAACCUGGCGCCCUACUCGCAGUUCACCAACCUGACCUUCGACCCCCCGUACGUCAUGUUCUCGGCGAACCAGAAGCCCAACCUCGAACGCAAAGACACGGUGCGCAACGCCGAGAAGACGGGCAAGUUCGUCUGGAACCUGGCGACGUGGGACCUGCGCGAGGCCGUCAACGUCUCCGCCGAGCAGGUGCAGUACGGGGUCGACGAGUUCGCGCGGGCCAAUCUCGACAAGGAAUGGAGUCAGGUCCUGCCGGGCCAGAAGGUGCCCAUGGUCAAAGACAGCCCCGUCAAGUUCGAGUGCGUCUAUCAUACGACGUUGCGCCUCCCUGGGAACCCGCCCAUGGGCACGGUCGAUGUGGUUGUGGGUAAAGUUGUUGCCGUGCACAUCAAGGACGAGGUCCUCACGGACGGGAAGCUGGAUCCGAAAAAGACGCUACCGAUCGCGAGGUGCGGGUACUACGACUACACGGUCGUGCGGGAGACGUUUGAGAUGAUCAUCCCAGGGCUCGACGAGUCGUCGCUUGCUGGGCUGGAGGGCAGUAGAGCCAGGCACCAGAAGCUUGGUCAAUCCAAGAUGUAG
Molecule: messenger RNA, 699 nt
Organism: Fonsecaea nubica
Lineage: Eukaryota; Fungi; Ascomycota; Eurotiomycetes; Chaetothyriales; Herpotrichiellaceae
Exons: 1
Coding region: 1-699 (232 amino acids)
Molecular function (GO): FMN binding
Source: RefSeq, a predicted model, not a curated record